Messenger RNA from Neopsephotus bourkii (Bourke's parrot), 183 nucleotides. RefSeq lists its product as uncharacterized. The record is from RefSeq and is a predicted model, not a curated record. The coding region runs from base 1 to 183 and encodes 60 amino acids. The transcript is spliced from 3 exons. NCBI's taxonomy places the organism in Eukaryota, Metazoa, Chordata, Aves, Psittaciformes, Psittacidae.
AUGUUCCCCAAGCCCCUCAGUCCCACCCCAUGUUCCCCAAUAUCCCCCCUGAGCACCCCAACAACCCCAUGCACCCCAAGCCCCCCACUCCCACCACAACACCCCAACAUCCCCUAUGCUCCCCAAGCCCCCAAUGCCCCCCUGAGCAUCCCAACAUCACCCAUCCCCUCAAUGCCCCCCUGA